Molecule: messenger RNA, 5191 nt
Organism: Mesoplodon densirostris (Blainville's beaked whale)
Lineage: Eukaryota; Metazoa; Chordata; Mammalia; Artiodactyla; Ziphiidae
Gene: MED1
Product: mediator complex subunit 1
Exons: 17
Coding region: 193-4932 (1579 amino acids)
Biological process (GO): cellular response to thyroid hormone stimulus; regulation of transcription by RNA polymerase II
Cellular component (GO): mediator complex
Molecular function (GO): nuclear thyroid hormone receptor binding; nuclear retinoic acid receptor binding; transcription coregulator activity
Source: RefSeq, a predicted model, not a curated record
UUGGGGAAGAUGGCGGCGGCCGCGAGCACCCUUCUCUUCUUGCCGCCGGGGACUUCAGAUUGAGCCUUCUCGGGAAGAGUGGGGACUGCAGGCGCCCUGCGUCCCGGGAGCCCGAACCAACUUGGUUCCUCUGUUAGUGGUGAGGAGGGGCAUAUCCUCUUGUGUAGGACUCAGGCCCUUCCAGCUGUCAGGAUGAAGGCUCAGGGGGAAACCGAGGAGUCGGAAAAGCUGAGUAAGAUGAGUUCUCUCUUGGAACGGCUCCAUGCAAAAUUUAACCAAAAUAGACCUUGGAGUGAAACCAUUAAGCUUGUGCGUCAAGUCAUGGAGAAGAGGGUUGUGAUGAGUUCUGGAGGGCACCAACAUUUGGUCAGCUGUUUGGAGACGCUGCAGAAAGCUCUCAAAGUAACAUCUUUACCAGCAAUGACUGACCGUUUGGAGUCUAUAGCAAGACAGAAUGGACUGGGCUCUCAUCUCAGUGCCAGUGGCACUGAAUGUUACAUCACGUCAGAUAUGUUCUAUGUGGAAGUGCAGUUAGAUCCUGCAGGACAGCUGUGUGAUGUAAAGGUGGCUCACCAUGGGGAGAAUCCUGUGAGCUGUCCAGAGCUUGUACAGCAGCUAAGGGAAAAAAAUUUUGAUGAAUUUUCUAAGCACCUUAAGGGUCUUGUUAAUCUUUAUAACCUUCCAGGGGACAACAAACUAAAGACUAAAAUGUACUUGGCUCUCCAAUCCUUAGAACAGGAUCUAUCUAAAAUGGCAGUUAUGUAUUGGAAAGCAACCAAUGCUGGUCCCUUGGAUAAGAUUCUUCAUGGAAGUGUUGGCUAUCUCACUCCAAGAAGUGGGGGUCAUUUAAUGAACUUGAAGUAUUAUGCCUCUCCUUCUGACCUGCUGGAUGAUAAGACUACAUCCCCUAUCAUUUUGCAUGAGAAUAAUGUUCCUCGAUCUUUGGGCAUGAAUGCAUCGGUGACAAUCGAAGGAACAUCUGCUAUGUAUAAACUCCCAAUUGCACCAUUAAUUAUGGGGUCACAUCCAGUUGACAACAAAUGGACUCCCUCCUUCUCCUCAAUCACCAGUGCCAACAGUGUUGAUCUUCCUGCCUGUUUCUUCUUGAAAUUUCCCCAGCCAAUCCCAGUAUCUAGAGCAUUUGUUCAGAAACUUCAGAACUGCACAGGAAUUCCAUUGUUUGAAACCCAACCAACUUAUGUACCCCUUUAUGAACUGAUCACUCAAUUUGAGCUGUCAAAGGACCCUGACCCUAUACCUUUGAAACACAACAUGCGAUUUUAUGCUGCUCUUCCAGGUCAGCAGCACUGCUAUUUCCUCAACAAGGAUGCUCCUCUUCCAGAUGGUAGAAGUCUACAGGGAACCCUUGUUAGCAAAAUCACCUUUCAGCACCCUGGCCGGGUUCCUCUUAUCCUGAAUCUGAUCAGACACCAAGUGGCCUAUAACACCCUAAUUGGAAGCUGUGUCAAAAGAACUAUUCUGAAAGAAGAUUCUCCUGGGCUCCUCCAAUUUGAAGUGUGUCCCCUCUCAGAAUCCCGUUUCAGCGUAUCUUUCCAGCACCCUGUGAAUGACUCCCUGGUGUGUGUGGUCAUGGAUGUGCAGGACUCAACACAUGUGAGCUGUAAACUCUACAAGGGGCUGUCAGAUGCACUCAUCUGCACAGAUGACUUCAUUGCCAAAGUUGUGCAGAGAUGUAUGUCCAUCCCUGUGACGAUGAGGGCUAUUCGGAGGAAAGCUGAAACCAUUCAGGCCGACACUCCAGCACUGUCCCUCAUUGCAGAGACAGUUGAAGACAUGGUGAAAAAGAACCUGCCCCCGGCUAGCAGCCCAGGGUAUGGCAUGACCACAGGCAGCAACCCAAUGAGUGGUACCACUACACCAACCAACACCUUUCCGGGGGGUCCCAUUACCACCUUGUUUAAUAUGAGCAUGAGCAUCAAAGAUCGGCAUGAGUCGGUGGGCCAUGGGGAGGACUUCAGCAAGGUAUCUCAGAACCCAAUUCUUACCAGUUUGUUGCAAAUCACAGGGAACGGGGGGUCUACCAUUGGCUCGAGUCCGACCCCUCCUCAUCACACGCCGCCACCUGUCUCUUCGAUGGCCGGCAACACCAAGAACCACCCGAUGCUCAUGAACCUUCUUAAAGAUAAUCCUGCCCAGGAUUUCUCAACCCUUUAUGGAAGCAGCCCUUUAGAAAGGCAGAACUCCUCUUCCGGCUCACCCCGGAUGGAAAUGUGCUCGGGAAGCAACAAGGCAAAGAAGAAGAAGUCAUCAAGGUUACCACCUGACAAACCCAAGCACCAGACUGAAGAUGACUUUCAGAGGGAGCUAUUUUCAAUGGAUGUUGACUCACAGAACCCUAUCUUUGAUGUCAACAUGACAGCUGACACGCUGGAUACGCCACACAUCACUCCAGCUCCAAGCCAGUGUAGCACUCCCCCAACAACUUACCCACAACCAGUACCUCAUCCCCAAUCCAGUAUUCAAAGGAUGGUCCGACUAUCCAGUUCAGACAGCAUUGGCCCGGAUGUAACUGAUAUCCUUUCAGACAUUGCAGAAGAAGCUUCUAAGCUUCCCAGCACUAGUGACGAUUGUCCACCCAUUGGCACCCCUGUUCGAGAUUCUUCAAGCUCUGGGCAUUCUCAGAGUGCCCUCUUUGACCCUGAUGUCUUUCAAGCCAAUAAUAAUGAAAAUCCAUACACUGAUCCAGCUGACCUUAUUGCAGAUGCUGCUGGAAGCCCCAGUAGUGACUCUCCUACCAAUCAUUUCUUUCCUGAUGGAGUAGAUUUCAAUCCUGAUUUGUUGAACAGCCAGAGCCAAAGUGGUUUUGGAGAAGAAUAUUUUGAUGAAAGCAGCCAAAGUGGAGAUAAUGAUGAUUUCAAAGGAUUUACAUCUCAGGCACUAAAUACUUUGGGGGUGCCAAUGCUUGGAGGUGAUAAUGGGGAGACUAAGUUUAAAGGCAAUAGCCAAGCUGACACAGUUGAUUUCAGUAUAAUAGCAGUGGCUGGUAAGGCUUUGGGUCCUACAGAUCUUAUGGAGCAUCACAGUGGUAGCCAGAGUCCUUUAUUGACCACUGGGGACUUAGGGAAAGAAAAGACUCAAAAGAGAGUAAAGGAAGGCAAUGGCACCAGUAACAGUAGUCUAUCAGGGCCAGGAUUAGACAGCAAACCAGGGAAGCGCAGUCGAACCCCUUCUAAUGAUGGCAAAAGCAAAGAUAAGCCUCCAAAACGGAAGAAGGCAGACACUGAGGGAAAGUCUCCAUCUCACAGUUCUUCUAACCGACCUUUCACCCCACCUACUAGUACAGGUGGAUCCAAAUCUCCAGGCAGUUCAGGAAGAUCUCAGACUCCCCCAGGUGUUGCCACACCACCCAUUCCCAAAAUCACUAUUCAGAUUCCUAAGGGAACCGUGAUGGUGGGCAAGCCCUCCUCUCACAGUCAGUAUACCAGCAGUGGUUCUGUGUCUUCCUCAGGAAGUAAAAGCCACCAUAGCCAUUCUUCCUCGUCUUCUGCUUCCAACUCAGGCAAGAUGAAAAGCAGUAAAUCAGAAGGUUCAUCAAGCUCCAAGUUAAGUAGCAGUAUAUAUUCUAGCCAGGGGUCUUCGGGAUCUAGCCAGUCCAAAAAUUCAUCCCAGUCUGGGGGGAAGCCUGGCUCCUCUCCUAUUACCAAGCAUGGACUGAGCAGUGGUUCCAGCAGCACCAAGAUGAAACCUCAAGGGAAGCCAUCAUCACUUAUGAAUCCUUCUUUGAGUAAACCAAACAUAUCCCCUUCCCAUUCAAGGCCACCUGGAGGCUCUGAUAAGCUUGCCUCUCCAAUGAAGCCUGUUCCUGGGACUCCCCCAUCCUCUAAAGCCAAGUCUCCUAUCAGUUCAGGUUCUGGUGGUUCUCACAUGUCUGGAACUAGUUCAAGCACUGGCAUGAAGUCAUCUUCAGGGUUAGGAUCUUCAGGCUCAUUGUCUCAGAAAACUCCCCCAUCAUCUAACUCUUGUACAGCAUCUUCCUCUUCCUUUUCCUCAAGUGGCUCUUCCAUGUCAUCCUCUCAGAACCAGCAUGGGAGUUCCAAAGGGAAAUCUCCCAGCAGAAAUAAGAAGCCGUCCUUAACAGCUGUCAUAGAUAAACUGAAGCAUGGGGUUGUCACCAGUGGCCCUGGGGGUGAAGACCCAAUGGACGGCCAGGUGGGGGUGAGCACAAAUUCUUCUAGCCAUCCUGUGUCCUCCAAACAUAACAUGUCAGGAGGAGAGUUCCAGGGCAAGCGUGAGAAAAGUGAUAAAGACAAAUCAAAGGUUUCCACCUUGGGGGGCUCGGUGGAUUCAUCUAAGAAGACCUCAGAGUCAAAAAAUGUGGGAAGCACGGGUGUGGCAAAAAUUAUCAUCAGCAAGCAUGAUGGGGGAUCCCCCAGCAUUAAAGCCAAAGUGACUUUGCAGAAACCUGGGGAAAGUAGUGGAGAAGGGCUGAGGCCUCAGAUGGCCUCUUCCAAAAACUAUGGCUCUCCACUCAUCAGUGGUUCCACUCCAAAGCAUGAGCGUGGCUCUCCCAGUCAUAGUAAGUCACCAGCAUAUACCCCCCAGAAUCUGGACAGUGAGAGUGAGUCAGGCUCCUCCAUAGCAGAGAAGUCUUAUCAGAACAGUCCCAGCUCAGAUGAUGGCAUCCGACCUCUUCCAGAGUACAGCACAGAGAAGCAUAAGAAGCACAAAAAAGAGAAGAAGAAAGUAAAAGACAAAGAUAGGGACCGGGACCGGGACAAAGACCGAGACAAGAAAAAAUCUCAUAGCAUCAAGCCAGAGAGUUGGUCUAAAUCACCCAUCUCUUCAGACCAGUCCUUGUCUAUGACAAGUAACACAAUCUUAUCUACAGACAGGCCCUCAAGGCUUAGCCCUGACUUUAUGAUUGGGGAGGAAGAUGACGAUCUUAUGGAUGUGGCCCUGAUUGGCAACUAGGAACCUUACUUUUUAAAGCAAAAACCAUGGCCAGAGAAAAACUAAGUGUAUAGGCAAAUCACCAUAAGGAGUGAGACAGGUCUGAUUUUGUGUUUUAAGAAUCUUAAAUGGCAUGGCUUUGACACCAAGUGGGGUGAAUUUAGAAAGGCAUAGCCAGACCCUACUAAAGAGACCAUAGGGUUUGAUUCUGGUUACCACGAAUCACUUGUUCCUUUGCCAGGGGAAAAAAAAAAAAAGUUAAAAUACUUGCUUAUGAAAG